UAAAUUAAAGCUUUUUGACAUAUGACAAAAAUAAUUAUUAAGCCUAGAAAUUUUUUAAAUGGAAAAACAACAGAAGAACAGAUAAUUGCACUUCCGCAUCCUAAGACACAAAUACCUGUUCGCUAUCUUAUUCAAAAACCACAGCUUUUACAAUUAAUCAAAGUCAAUGAUUCUUAUAAAAAAGGAAGCUGGUUUAUUAAUAACAAUAUUGUAAAAGAUGGUACUAUUUAUCUUGCAACACCGUUCGAUCUUGUAUUUCUUGCAAUUCCCGUUCUUGAAGAGACAUAUAAGGAAAUUAAUUAA
This is a messenger RNA of Pneumocystis murina B123, 303 nucleotides long. RefSeq lists its product as hypothetical. Bases 22 to 303 code for a protein of 93 amino acids. Gene Ontology annotation, biological process: RNA catabolic process; ribonucleotide metabolic process. Lineage: Eukaryota; Fungi; Ascomycota; Pneumocystomycetes; Pneumocystales; Pneumocystaceae. The transcript has 2 exons. Gene Ontology annotation, cellular component: nucleoplasm; ribonuclease H2 complex. The record is from RefSeq and is a predicted model, not a curated record.